Phytophthora infestans T30-4 is the source of this 426-nucleotide messenger RNA. RefSeq lists its product as uncharacterized. Gene Ontology annotation, molecular function: protein binding. The record is from RefSeq and is a predicted model, not a curated record. The transcript is spliced from 3 exons. The coding region runs from base 1 to 426 and encodes 141 amino acids. Lineage: Eukaryota; Oomycota; Peronosporomycetes; Peronosporales; Peronosporaceae.
AUGGACGGAUUCGUGGAUUUAGUGGACGAUCUUCUUCGUGUUUCCGACGAUAAAAAGGAGGUUGAUGACGCGGACUUUGCUGUUAACGCUCGGGAUCCCAAGACUGGGCGGGCAUUACUACAUGAAGCGUGUGCUCGAGGAGAUAUGGGGAUCGUCAAGUUGCUGUUGAUGAAGACAGAGGCGGACUUGAUGCUGCGCACCAUGUUGGGUCGCUGUACUCCACUGCAUUUGGCAGUGUCGAACAACCACCGACCUAUUGUAUUUCUCCUGCUAAGUCACGGAGCUGACGCAUUAAGUCGCGACCGUUUUGGUUGCUCCCCCUUGCACUACGUCAAAUCUCCCAGUGUAGCCAAACUUCUCGUUCAAUACGGGGGUAAAGCUCUCGACUACAAUACAGUACGUUCGCUUAAAUUCCGCGUACCUUAA